CUAACAAUAAACUAAAUGUACUUAAUGUUGCUUUUCAGGGUGUUGAGAUACAGGCCAUGAUGCAGACUGCGGUGCUGAACCUGCAGAGCUUGUAUGAAAAGCUGAGGUCGCAGGUGGACCUCCUCAAUGACAACAUCGAACCCAACUUCAUCCAGAUGGCUCAGAACUUCGAGGACUGUCGGCGCCGCUGGCAGCGAACGGAGCUGGAUCUGGGAUCCUGUAAGGAGGUUCUCACCAAGGCCCAAACAGAGCGGGGGGCGCUGGAGGUCAAACUGAAACACGCCCGCAACCAGGUGGACGUGGAGAUCAGACGCAGACAGAAGGCCGAGGCCGACUGCGAGAAGCUGGACCGUCAGAUCCAGCUGAUCCGGGACCUGCUGACCAGCGAAGGAUCCUCUAACAGCAUCAAGCUGAGCGCAGAGCAGCGAUCAGCCCUCGCCUUCCUCAACACCAACAGCCAGCCGACUGCUGUGCUGAACACCAGCCGCAGACUGCGCACCAUCGACGAGUCGGCCUCCAUCCUGUCGGACAUCAGCUACGACAAAACGGACGACUCGAUGGACUGGAACUCGUCCAAUGUGAGGACGGUGCGCCUGAAGAAACGAGAGAAGAGGCGCUCCUCCAGAAAUCACGUCGACGGACCUCCGGGCGCCUCCAAGCGCUCCAGAUCCAACGGAAGGAACGCAGAGAGGGGGAAUGAGACUCUGGUGACGAAGACCACGGUGACGGUCCCCGCUGACGGAGGACCGGUCGAGGCCGUCUCCACCAUCGAGACGGUGCCGUACUGGACCCGCAGCCGCAGGAAGACCGCCAACAUGGAGUGGGACUCUGAGUCGGUGAAGUCUCAGGACGUCUUCAAGCAGCCGGAGGUCCUUCAGGAGAGACGGGCAUUACCAGGGACACCUCAGAACCUCGGAGGGGUCCGGCUACACGACUUUGUCUCCAAAACUGUCAUAAAGCCCGAGUCGUGCGUUCCCUGCGGGAAGAGGAUCAAGUUUGGGAAGAUUUCUCUGAAGUGUCGUGACUGCAGAGUGGUUUCUCACCCCGAGUGUCGGGAGCGAUGCCCCCUGCCGUGCAUCCCCAACCUGGGGGCCACGCCCGUCAAGAUCGGAGAGGGCGUCCUCGCAGACUACGUCCCCGACACGUCUCCCAUGAUUCCUCCUCUGGUCGUGCACUGCAUCAGUGAGAUCGAGCAGAGGGGUCUGCAUGAGGCGGGUCUGUACCGGCUGUCCGGCUCCGACCGCACGGUGAAGGACCUGAAGGAGAAGUUCCUGCGCAGUAAGACGGUGCCGGUGCUCAGCCGGGUCGACGACAUCAACGCCGUCACAGGACUGCUCAAAGACUUCCUGAGGAACCUGAAGGAGCCGCUGCUCACAUUCAGACUCAACAGGGCCUUCAUGGAGGCCGCCGAGGUGUCAGACGAUGACAACAGCAUCGCUCUGAUCUACCAGACGGUGGGAGACCUGCCGCCGGCCAACAGAGACACGCUGGCCUUCCUGGUGCUCCACCUGCAGAGAGUUGCUGAAAGUCUGGACACGAGGAUGGACGUCAGUAAUCUGGCUCGAGUCUUCGGGCCGACCCUCGUGGGUCACGCCGUCCCGAACCCCGACCCCAUGAGCAUCCUGCAGGACACCAAGAGGCAGCCCAAGGUGGUGGAGCGCCUCCUCUGCCUCCCUGUUGAUUACUGGGCUCAGUUUGUUUCGGCGGGAUGUGGAACUCCCAACCGGGACCACCUGAUCAUCGAGAAUGCAAACUGCUACGCCACCCCCGAGAGAAUGAGCAUUCUGGGACCUCUGAACACUCCGGACCACCAGCUCAAUAAAACCCCGUCCUCCAGCUCUCUGGGGCAACGCAUGAAGUCUUCUCUGACCCCCAGAUUCGGGAGCAAGACCAAGUCGGCGGUCGGGUUUAAUCGCCCGGGGAAGUUCUUUGCAUCUCCGUCCCUGAAAUAAUCCAACGAAGAAGACACACUUGAUCUUUUGUUCACUCUGCAAUAACAACCCCUCUCCAUCUCCAAAGCCUCCUGGUCUGCUUCAUAGCAAGGAUGCCACGUGUGUCUUUAGAGCUUCUGCUGAAUGUGUAAUGAGACCUUUUACUCCUUUAACGCGUGUUUUUAUAGAUCACUCUUUUUGAAAAUAUAUGCUAUGUGCACGCUUUGAUUGUGACCUGCUUUAAACUCAACUCAUGUGUCACUCAGAGGUUGAAGAACGGAUUUUUUUUUUUUUAAGGCAUUUCAUUGCAGGUUGGAAUCAAAGGUGGCCAGUGUCCUUUAUCCUUUACGCUUUUCCACUGUUUGUAUUGAGUUUUACGCUGGUCGACGGGUGCUAACGUGCUACAGCGACACAACACUCUUCCAUCAGGAGAAACGAUGCAGAAACACAAAGGUUCCACAUGAAGAAACAUCUCCAGCAACUUGACAACACCUGCAGCGUUUAGAGGACAUUCAGCGACUCGAGGAGACAUGGCAGCGUUUACUGAAAGCUGCAGAAACCAGACGCUGAAGAAGCUCAAACACAACGUCCCUCUUUAGUGUCCCCCGGUCUCCCAGCUGUGUGCGUCACUCUUUUGUGUCCCCCGGUCUCCCAGCUGUGUGCGUCACCUUUAAGUGUCCUCCGGUCUCCCAGCUGUGUGCGUCACCUUUAAGUGU
This is a messenger RNA of Gymnodraco acuticeps, 2647 nucleotides long. It is a transcript of the gene racgap1, whose product is annotated as Rac GTPase activating protein 1. NCBI's taxonomy places the organism in Eukaryota, Metazoa, Chordata, Actinopteri, Perciformes, Bathydraconidae. The transcript has 16 exons. The record is from RefSeq and is a predicted model, not a curated record. Gene Ontology annotation, biological process: signal transduction. Bases 57 to 1952 code for a protein of 631 amino acids.